AUGUUAGAGAAGGCUAAAUAUGUCAUGGCCGACGAUGCCGAUGGGGACGUAGAUGUGCAGGCUGAUCCAGACGAAGACGAGCGCGCUGGCCGCGCAACGUUGUGGGACUUAUUCAAUUUUUCAUCUAAGGAGCAUGCGCUACCUUUGUCAUUGGCACUGAUCCUCUCGAUCGCUUCUGGCUUCGUCAUUCCGAUAUUAGCGAUAUAUCUAGGAAAAUUGUUUGACCAAUUUACGUCAUUUGGAGCUGGUCAAGUCAGUGCAGACAGCCUCAAGCAUAAAGUACUGAAAUAUAGUAUUACUCUAUGCAGUCUGGGCGGCGUAAGCGGUGUCUUGAACGGUGCAUUUUACGCCCUCUGGCUCAUGGUUGGGGAGUUGCAAGCGAAAACCGCACGAGAGACACUCUUCGCUGGAAUGCUGAGCAGAGAAAUGGAGUGGUAUGACAAGCGCACCUCCGGCGUGGAGGCAUUGGUAUCGCGACUCCAAACCCAAAUCAGAGAACUGCAGACUGCUACCUCACAGCCCCUGGGCUUUGCCCUCCAGAAUAUUGUGACUUCUGUUGCAGCACUCGGCAUAUCCUUCUACUACGCAUGGAGUCUGACCCUUGUCACCCUGGCAGCGGUUCCUGCAUCAGCAAUCUUCCUAGCAUGGAUCUCAGCGAGUAUGCAACCUGCUGUGGACGCGCAUACCACUGCCUUGACUCAUGCUUCAAAGAUGGCAACCAACGCCCUCUUGGCUAUCGAUACGGUCAAAUGUUUCAAUGGUCAAGACCAAGAGAUCUGGCAGUAUUCAAAGGCAAUCAGUAGAGCUGCGAGGUCGUUUCUCAUCCAGGCUCGGGCCAACGCAUUUCAAAUAGGGCUGGUUCGCCUAGUAACGAUGAGUAUGUUCGUACAAGGGUUUUGGUACGGUAGUCAUCUUGUCAAUAUUGGCAAAAAGAAGCCUGGCGAUAUUGUGACAGCUUUCAUGUCGGCACUGAUGGCUGCACAAGCUGUAGAGCAAAUACUUCCGCAACUUCUUGUCCUUGAGAACGGAAAGGUCGCAGGUGCUACUCUGAAACUCAUUCAUAUACAUAUCGAAAGGGGCCGUAGAGUCACGAGGAUGCUUGGAUCUCACGUACCCCCGCACUGUGAUGGAGAUAUAGAGAUACGAAAUCUGUCCUUUUCCUAUCCUUCACGGCCGAGCCAAUCAGCUCUAGAAGAUGUCAACCUUUUCUUUGCUGCAGGAGAGACUACUUUCGUAGUUGGCAGAAGUGGAUCUGGCAAAAGCACUUUGAGCAAUCUAUUACUUCGCUACUACGCUCCAACGACCGGCGACCUCCUACUCGACGGUAACCCAUUACAGUUACUCGACCUUCAUUGGCUUCGGAACAACAUCACCCUCGUGCAACAGCAGAGCGUAUUAUUCAAUGAAACUAUCUUCAGAAAUAUUGCCCUUGGCCGCCAGAGAUGGCGUAAUGUUAGCUUGGAAGAGGUCAAGGAGUCUGUCAGACUGGCACUCCUACAAGGCGUUGUCCAAGACCUACCACAAGGCCUGGAGACAAAUGUCGGCAUUGGUGGAAAUGCAAUGAGUGGGGGUCAAAAGCAGCGGAUUGCCAUAGCUCGUGCACAUUUCAGAGACACACCGAUCCUUAUCCUUGAUGAAGCCACGAGCGCUCUGGAUCAUACGACAAAGAUUCUUGUCGUGGAAGCCAUCAGAGAAUGGCGCCGAGGUAAAACGACCAUCAUCAUCACUCAUGACAUGUCUCAGGUGUUGGAUCAUGAUUUUGUUUAUGUGAUGGAGCAUGGCCAGGUUGUUCAAGAAGGUUUCAAGCACACAUUAGACGCUACAGAUACACUAUCCCUCAAUGCAAUGGCCAAUAGAGAAGAUCCUCUGGUUCAAGAUCCAAACAGCGAUGUUCUGGAUGAUGAUGAAUUGAUACGUCGGCCAAUUGCUCCCGAUGAGCCGAUGGAUGUUGACAAAGGUUCCACACGAGAGCCACGAUUCGUUCCAAGCAUGUUCAAUUCGCCGAAGGUGCCAAACACUUCCAUUGGCUCACCAAUACCUCUGUCGCCCUUUUCACCCACAGGUUUCAAUAUUGGACGCCCAAUGGUGUUGUCGCCAAAGUCUCCUCGCUUCAGAUCGAUCACAGCGCAUACAACAAAUUCUGACUUGAUCCAGAUGUCGAACUUGUUCACAGGUUCAAAAACUCAAUUUAGAGAUUUUCCCAUCCCGAGGAUAUCAGGUCGAGCGGCUGACAGACGCAAGUCGAGAAGGGCUGCACAGGGUGACAGGUUAUCAACUGCUCUACGUUCAAUUGACCAAGGAUCAAGUCACAGACGCAUUCAUAAUACAAAACGGAAGAGUCAAGGAACCAUUACAAUCAGGUCAAUUCUGCAGACAGUCUGGCCCUCCUUGACACUUUUUCAACGCUUGAUACUGAUCCUUGGCUUCAUUAUUGCUGCUGUCCACGCGGCAGCAACUCCGAUGUUCUCCUGGGUAUUCGCAAAACUACUUGACACUCUGAUACAUCAAGAGGGCAACCCACAUUCAGCAGAGGCUCGAAAAUGGUCGAUUUCCAUCCUUGCAGUCGCGGCGGUAGACGCAGUAGCAUCUUUUUCUAUGCACUAUCUACUCGAAUACUGUAGUCAAUGCUGGAUCGAUUCUGUGCGUGUGGAAGCUUUGAAGCGGAUCUUCGACCAACCUAAGUCCUGGUUCGAGCUGGAGAAGAACAAGCUUGAGCAUCUGAUGGAAUGCCUCGACCGCAACGCUGAAGAAAUGCGAAAUCUUCUGGGGAGAUUUGCCGGCUUCGUUUUCGUUGCAGUCGUGAUGAUUUCAGUAGCUAUAAUCUGGAGCUUGUCACUUAGCUGGAAGUUUACUCUCGUCGGCCUUGCUUCGUCCCCCUUCAUGUAUGGGGUCACUCGUUGUUUCGAAGUCGUCAGCAGCAAAUGGGAGAGCAAAAGUAAUAAUGCAGGCUCAAAUGCGGGUAAUGUCUUCAACGAGACAUUCAGUAAUAUUCGCACCGUACGAGCCUUGACUGCCGAGGACUACUUUCAUCGAAAAUGCCUAAAAGCUACAAAGCGGGCUUUCAGAAUAGGACUGAAACGCUCUGGAUACGCAGGGUUCUUCUUCGGUCUCUCUGAUAGUGGAAUACUCUUCGUCACAGCCUUGAUCUUCUGGUAUGGCGCUCAACUCGCCGCUGCUGACCCAAGUGCUCUCAAGAAUAUUCUCACGGUGCUUACCAUGCUCCUCUUCAGCACCUCGAACGCAAAUGCCGUCAUCGCAUUUAUACCACAGAUCAGUUCAUCACGGACGACAGCUACCCGUCUCCUCAGGCUCUCGUAUCUCCCUUAUCGCAAUUCUCACGAGCAUACAGGCCAUGCUCGCCUCGCCCACCUGAACCAAAUCGACUUCGACUCCGUCUCACUAAUUUACCCCUCUCGACCAACCUUCCCAGCUCUCACUUCGCUAUCCUUGACCGUGGACUCCGUUCAGAGUCUCGCCUUAGUUGGCUCUUCCGGCAGCGGCAAAAGCUCCAUCGCCUCCCUCCUCCUGGGCCUCUACCCCAUCUCCGGUGGCACCAUAACCAUCAACGGCAUUCCUCUACAUAACGCUCACCUUCCCACGCUGCGCUCCCAUAUUUCCUUCGUGUCGCAACAACCAACUCUCUUCCCGGCCUCCGUAGCCGACAACAUCACCUACGCCCUACCCGAGCACUCUAUAUUGACGUCAGCCAACAAUAUUGAAGCUGCCGCUAAAGCAGCAGGAAUACAUGAAUUCAUCACCUCCCUUCCAAAUGGCUACGCUACCCUCAUUGGUCCUGGUGGAACAGGUUUGAGCGGGGGACAACAGCAGCGAAUUACAAUCGCAAGGGCCGUUGCGAGGAAACCUAGAUUGUUGAUAUUGGAUGAGGCGACCAGUGCACUGGAUCAUGAAACGGCGGGAAUCAUCAGAGCGCUGGUUGGACGAUUAAGGAGGGAGGGCGUGGGUGUGCUGGCAAUCACGCAUGAGAAGCGGAUGAUGGAGGUCUGUGGGGAGGUGGCUGUCGUAGACGAAGGGAGGGUCGUUGAGAAAGGGUCUUUUGGGCGAUUGAUGAGAGCUGAGGGAAGUAGAUUGAAGAGGCUUUUAGGUGAGGGAGAUUGA
This is a messenger RNA of Bacidia gigantensis, 4116 nucleotides long. RefSeq lists its product as uncharacterized. Gene Ontology annotation, cellular component: membrane. The record is from RefSeq and is a predicted model, not a curated record. Lineage: Eukaryota; Fungi; Ascomycota; Lecanoromycetes; Lecanorales; Ramalinaceae. The transcript is spliced from 3 exons. Gene Ontology annotation, biological process: transmembrane transport. Gene Ontology annotation, molecular function: ABC-type transporter activity; ATP hydrolysis activity; ATP binding. Bases 1 to 4116 code for a protein of 1371 amino acids.